This is a messenger RNA of Cladophialophora carrionii CBS 160.54, 1563 nucleotides long. RefSeq lists its product as uncharacterized. Gene Ontology annotation, molecular function: RNA polymerase II cis-regulatory region sequence-specific DNA binding; DNA-binding transcription factor activity, RNA polymerase II-specific. Bases 1 to 1563 code for a protein of 520 amino acids. Gene Ontology annotation, cellular component: transcription regulator complex; PcG protein complex. The record is from RefSeq and is a predicted model, not a curated record. The transcript is spliced from 3 exons. Gene Ontology annotation, biological process: regulation of transcription by RNA polymerase II. Lineage: Eukaryota; Fungi; Ascomycota; Eurotiomycetes; Chaetothyriales; Herpotrichiellaceae.
AUGCAGUCCACAAGCCUCCGCUCCGGCUUCAGGGGCUUCCCCGUAUCUCAGCGCGCAGCGGUCUAUCAGCGAUCCCAGGCUCUGCGAUUGCCUACACCCGCACCGAUCAGAGCAGGGAUGGACAUCAACAACGUACUGGACCCGGAAAAGCGCGCCGCCAGAAACGACGAACUACGACGAUAUCACCAGACCUUGCAAAUGAACAACGGGUCAGGCUAUGGCAUGAGCCAAGACUCGACCUUCCCCAACCAUCAGCAAUCAAUCCAUCAGCCUGCUGGCAUGCCCUACAAUAUGAUGGCCCCUCAUCAACACAGCCCACAACUCUAUGCCCCUAGCUACAUGGCUAGACAUGACAGUCAGAGCUCGUUCACCGACGAGAACUAUGGACAUGCUCAGCCGAAGAAGCAACCGGCUACGAAGCAAUUCCCCUGUAGUUUCGCCGACUGUAGAAAGAACUUUGCGAGGCGGAGUGAUCUGUCGAGACAUGCAGAACGCAUCCACACUGGCGUUCGGCCUCAUUCAUGCGACUGGGAGUCUUGUAACAAAUCGUUUAUCCAAAGAUCUGCCCUCACAGUCCAUAUGAGGGUUCAUACGGGCGAAAAGCCACAUCUGUGCAGUCAUUGUUCAAAGCCCUUCUCUGACUCAAGUUCCCUCGCACGGCACAGACGAAUCCAUUCGGGUAGACGCCCUUACAAGUGCGAAUAUGCAAAUUGCCAAAAGACCUUCACGAGACGGACAACUCUGACGAGACAUCAAUCUCAUCACGUUGGCAUGACUCUGGAGCAGGCCCAAGCGCAGGUUACCGCGGCUUUAACGCCUACUACGCUUCACGACUCCCCCCAGUAUUUGUCUCCGUCGGAAAGCCCUCCAGGCUACCCAAUUCAAGUCCCAAAACCAGAACCGGCUUCACCUCAUCCUGGACUGCCGCCCAUGGUCCCUGGCAUGCAACGUCAAAACUCAGACUACGGAUAUCCUCCUCAGCAUUUGCCUCUGCCCGCUCACUUGCGGGCUGACUUCCAGCAGAACGCGGGUCGGACAAGCAGCCCGCUGAAUAGUCAACCUCUUCACAACUACACGAGUGCACCGCAACCACAGAGGUCUAGCACAUCCUAUCCGACGGCAUACGGGCCGCCUCAACCAAUGGAGCCUCCAGCUAACGGCACAGCCAGCGGGGGUGCCUCUCCACACCUAGGAGCGUGGACAUCGCCUAAUCCCGGUACCCUACCACCACCGUUUGCCGUGGACAGUUCCGCUUAUCAAGAAUCUGGUUUUGGUGGUCACCAGGUCGGCUUGCCCCAGCUGGGUAAUCAUCAGCUGGGCAACCAUCAGCUAAACGGGCACCAACUCUACUUUCAUCCUGUGAACGGGAUGGGAAGACCUCAGAGCACCGAACCCAAAGACUAUGGUCUUCAACAACACCAAACUCAUAUGCCGUCCUCGUUGCCGCUCAGUCAUGACUGGCACCCAGAUACAAUGGAUACUCAGCAUCCUCGGCAGGGAAGUUAUGGCACGUGGCGCCAUAACGUCACUGGUCGGCCUCCAAACGGCGUCACUGACCACUGA